Messenger RNA from Pisolithus orientalis, 2487 nucleotides. RefSeq lists its product as uncharacterized. The transcript is spliced from 6 exons. NCBI's taxonomy places the organism in Eukaryota, Fungi, Basidiomycota, Agaricomycetes, Boletales, Pisolithaceae. The record is from RefSeq and is a predicted model, not a curated record. The coding region runs from base 100 to 2472 and encodes 790 amino acids.
CCAAGGGCACCGUACUACUAUGGUAUGUAGGGAGGGGGCCUGGAUUCUACUUAGGUACAUUCAUGUACUGCAACCCUUCCUAUUAAGCGACCGUCCACCAUGUCGUGCCAUUCGCUCGAUUCGUUCGAGACCUGUAUCCAAGACCCAGAGCAAGAUGAACGUGGCACGCCAGGGGAAUUACCAACGUACGAUGAUGUCGUAGCUCAGAGUCCGAAUUCUCGGUUUGGACGAUGGAGGGGUUGGAUUGAGAAAAGGGCAGCAGAGCGCUAUGCAGAUGUCAGCGUAGAAGAACAUGAGCGCAGGCGGAGCAGAGGAUGGGGGGACGGCUUGGAACAACAACCUGAGCAGCUCCAUACUCCAGUGGAAGAGCCUUCUGCCAGUCAAUCCCGGAGUCAACUCCAUCCCUUGCAGCCGCCCUUGCGGAUACGAGUGGACGAUGAUGUAUUCUCAGCAUCGCCUUCCAUAGCCCAUGAUAAGGAAACAUCGGCUAGCAUCCAGGAGUCUCUGGCCUACACGCCCACUGCAGCUAGUUUUGUCACACAUUCUCAAUGCCAGACUACAGCCAGGGAGACGUUGCUCCCCACUCAUUUACAGGUGCACCAGUUCGGAUCUCGAUUUCUACCACACACGACCUCGCCCAUACACUGCGUCCUUCCCCUCCAGCGGGACCGUUUGUUACUUAUCGGGACGGACAAGGGUCUCUCUGUCAUGGACAUGUACCCCGUCGAAUGGGGGAAUGGGAUUGAUAGUAACAUUGGAAUCGUGCAGAAGGGACCAAACGAGGCACAGGCACGUGCACUCUGGACAGGGGAGGCGGUGUACCAGCUCUCCAUUCUAGAGUACGAAGAUAUCGGAGAGGGCACGCCUCAAGGGGUGGUGCUGGCGCUCGUUGGACCGGACCCUGAUGCUCCUUCUGCAUCCAAUGGUCAUCAAGAAUCCUUGCGCAGUUUGAGAAUGUAUAACCUAGCCAGCCUGAUGUCACUAGCAAGAUGGAUAAUUACUCAACAAACUCCGAACGCUGUCGAUCUACGUCGUGCUUCUGACUGGAACGUCCAACAAACGCCUGUAAAAAAGCACCGCUCUGCGAGCAGCAUCACCAGGGGUUUGAAAAACCUAAUCAUUGAAUCUCCGCCCCGUACACAGCAAGUAGUCGCUACUACCACGUCGUACGAAUCGUAUCUUUCGGCCCAGAGUCCGAAACGGCAGAGCAGCACCGCUACUCCAGCGGAUUCUUCUUGGGACGUUGUCGAAGACCUGCCGUUGCGUUGGGCAACUGAUUUUGUUCCGCUUGCCUCACCCACGUCGCGUUUGGCAAGCAUGAGUGCAAUUGCAUACGCUCUUUGGCAAGAAGGCGGACCGGGCCCAGGCGGUGGACGGCAUGGGCGUCGAACCUUACUUGCAGUUGCAACAAAAUACAAUAUAUUUCUGUAUGAAACCCCCAAGGGAGAGCGAGCAUUUCAUUUCGUCAAGGACAUAUCCAGAUCACAAUCAGAUACAAGCUCCCUGCGGAUUGGCGGAUCGGGCAGUGGACAUGCACGUGUACCCUCAUCAUCGGAAGGACCAUUCUCCUUACACAACCAUCGUCAAUCCAUGGUUACGCCCGCCACCUUCACGUACAGUGCACACAUGGCAAUAUUUGUUAUCUUCGAUAAGAAGGCCAGUAUCAUCCGCAUUGCAGACGCUGCAGUAACGGAGGUGGAAAUGUUUGAUGGUAGCUGCAACAACCCUGCUGGCGGGAAAGACCAGCUCAGCAUCGGAAGUUCUAUUGCUACACGCCGUUCCCGGGCUUCCAUUGACUUCAUGGCUCUCAGGGAAGGGAAGGGGACAUGGAUCUUGCCUAGUUUAAUUGACAUACCGCCAGCCCAUGCCCCAAGUGGGGCCCCACACAGCAUAUACAUCCUCUCACGCGGCAAGCAGACGCACGUUAUCUCUGGCCCACUUCCCAAGACAAUUCAGACGACGCCUCCGUUGUGCUCGAUAACCUGGAAUUCGCCUCCUUCCAGUAUUACUUGUCGCCUGUGCCUGCCGUCUCCGCGCAGGUCCAUCAAAUCGGCAGAGACUCCGUCUUUCCUACAACUCUUGGGAUUGGGCGAGCAUGGCAUUGAAGUGCAUGAGAUACCCCUUGCCGCUUUGUCCAAUCGUAAGGGGAAGGACAAGGAGGGGACUUCUAUCGAGGCAACCCACGUUCAGUCGUUUAUCGGCGAGACCAGCUUUCUGGCUACAGGGGGACAUUGGCACCAAUCCGACUCCGUAGUAGCGCCGCACCUCGAGCGGACUGACUCAGCAACAUCCACGAGCUCCUAUGGGAGCAUGGAAAGCGAAGAGAUACUAUUGCGAUUGAGAGGUGCAGCGGGCUUGUAUUGUUCGCUGCGUAAGGACGUGGAAGACUGGAGGGUGUUCUGGGUCGGUGGAGAUGCCGAGAACGUGGGUGAGCAUGACGAGAACGAAGACGAGGAUGGUGUGCUUGUAUGAUGUAGUCUUCGGGCA